AUGAAGGACAGUAUCUCGCAGCUGCUAUUUGAUCCUGUAACAUUAUCCUGGGAUACGUAUAUUUGCCUUCAUUCUUUGCUACUAACAUUCUUGCUGCUAAUUUUAACUCUUCUCUCAGCUUUCGGGAAAGAUGAAGGUACAGUACAGCUGCCUGGUGGGAAAUUGGAAAUCAGAACCAACAUAUUGGAUGGUAAAAAUGAAGACAGAUCCCUCAGGACAAUCAAACCAUUCAUUAUGGACAAGUAUCCGGUCACCAACAAAGACUUCAGGGAAUUUGUGAAGGACGAGAAAUACAAAACGGAAGCUGAGAAAUUCGACUGGAGUUUCGUCUUUGAGAAUUUUGUCCCGGAAGAGCUUAAAAAGAAAGUGACGCAAAAACUAGAGUCAGCACCAUGGUGGCUUCCAAUUGAGAAAGCAUUUUGGAGACAGCCUUCAGGUCCUGGAUCCAGCAUCAAAGACAGGCUAGACUACCCAGUGUUACACGUGAGCUGGAAUGAUGCUCAGGCUUUUUGCAAAUGGAAAGGGAAGAGGCUACCAACAGAAGAGGAGUGGGAGUUUGCUGCUAGGGGAGGCCUGGAGAACAGAUUGUAUCCUUGGGGAAACAAAUUCUUAGCCAACCGCACAAACCUCUGGCAGGGCAACUUCCCCAAAGUUGACACAGCUGAAGAUGGCUUCCGCGGAGCAUCCCCAGUGGCAGCGUUCCCUCCUCAGAAUAACUAUGGCUUAUACGAUUUGCUAGGAAAUACUUGGGAAUGGACAUCCUCAGAGUAUCGUCCAAAUGGUCCUGCAUCCCGCCAGCCGGGUCAAAAGAUGCGUGUCCUGCGAGGAGCAUCCUGGAUCGAUACAGUGGAUGGCUCUGCCAAUCACAAAGCUGAGGUUACAACCAGGAUGGGGAACACUCCUGAUUCCUCUUCAGACAACUUGAGCUUCCGAUGUGCCAGCAGCCUCGUCAAGCAGCCAGCGCAGGAAGCUGUCGGCAAAAAGGCUGAACUUUGAAGCCAACAUUAAACUCUUCUAAAAAGACCCAGAUCUUUUCUCCUAUGGAGAUGGGUCAGCCUGCAUCUUUGUUGGCCAGACUUUGGGUAUUUUUUGAAUGGUUUUGAUAAAGGGCAAUGUUAAUGCUUGAAAGUUAAAAAUGAACAAAACCUUCCUACUGGUUGUAAUUGUAAUACAGCUACGCAUUGUUUGAUAUUUGCAGAUUACUGGUUUCAUUCUGGAACAAUCCUGUGCAGGAAACCAUUGUGCUAUCUAAAGUGAGAUUGGCUGGGCUCAUUCAUUUCUCUAACCAAGGGGUGUCAAACUCGAUUUCAUUGAGGGCUGCAUCAGGGUUGUGUUUGACCUCAGGGGGCUGGAGUGGGUGUGGCCAGGGUGGGCGUGGCCAGCUCAACAUCACUCAUGUAGGGGGCACCUAUGGUGGCCCGAGUGCUCUGCCACAGAAAACAGGUUCCCGGCGGCCUCCUGUAACGGAGCUCAGGAGGGCUGCUGUUUUCAGCUGUGACAGCCUCCUGCAACCCUCUGCCAGCGAAAACCGAGCUCGCAGUGCUCCCGAGCUCCGUUUUCGCUGGCAGAGGCACUGUGGGCCAUUCCGUUGUUUCCGGGGCGCUCCCGCGGGCCAGAUCUAAGCACCUCGCGGCAUUGAGUUUGCCACCCCUGCUCUAAGCCAUGUACAGUAUUUGUUUUUGGUAUAGCAUUUUGAAUAAACCCAUCUGUUAAGAUUUGCAAGCUU
Molecule: messenger RNA, 1726 nt
Organism: Pantherophis guttatus
Lineage: Eukaryota; Metazoa; Chordata; Lepidosauria; Squamata; Colubridae
Source: RefSeq, a predicted model, not a curated record